UUGAGUUGUUCGGCCACACUGUGAAUCGUUUUAUGAUCAUUACCACACUUAACUAAACCAUCGAGUUACAUCGAGUUACAUCCAAUAAUCCAAAAUUACAAUCGAGUUUUAACAACUAACAUGACAGUUUGUUAUUAAAAUAAAAAAAAAAAGCUCAUCUAGAUUUUUCAUCUACAUUUUUUUCUAAGGAUGCAUGGACGAGUGUGGGCUGCUUUCACCCUGUUGGUAACAGGAGCUGUCCUGCAACUAACGUCUGCGCAAGAUAGCAUCACUUCAGAUAUCAGAGAAGGAAAGGAACUUAUUUUAAGUAUAAGUGAUGAGUCAAAAACCCAAUACUUGAAUCAAGAUUUCGAAACGAACUCUUAUAAUUAUGGGUAUGAAAUUGGACCAGAUGGUCAAUUUCACCAUGAAAUACAUGGAGAGGAUGGAGUGACGUAUGGAUGCUAUGGAUAUAUCGAUCCAUUUGGGGAACUUCAAGCGACCUUUUAUGUAAGCGAUGGUUGGGGUUACAGAGUAGUUCGUCCAGGAGAGGAGAUUGAAUUAUUCCUUCAUGAACAUGAACAUCACGGUUCAGAUUCCGGCAACCAUGAUCACGAUAACAACAACAGUGACGGCGAUGAUCAUCACAAUCAUCAUGGUAUCAUCACGCCUUGGAGAGACUUAAAGUUCCCUAAAGAUUGUCGUCAAUUUGAAAAUCCUGGUCCAAGACCAACACGACCAUCACGACCAGUUCCUGGAAAUCCAGAUAAUGGAGUACCAUCAGAGUCCAAUAAUAUUCCCGGAUCUUCAUAUCCUGGACAAACUGGAAAUGGAAUUCCAUCAAGACCUGAAAACCCAAAUGGACAAUACCCAGAUCAAACUGGAGGUGGUUCUAAUUCAAAACCAGGAAGUGGAACUUCUAAACCAGGUUAUCCUUCCCAACCUGGCUAUCCAUCACAGCCAGGAUAUCCGUCUCAGCCUAGCUACCCAUCUCAACCAGGCUAUCCAUCCCAACCAAGUUAUCCAUCUCAACCAAGUUAUCCAUCCCAACCAAGUUAUCCAUCCCAACCAAGUUAUCCGUCCCAACCAGGUUAUCCGUCCCAACCAGGUUAUCCAUCUCAACCAAGUUAUCCAUCUCAACCAAGUUAUCCAUCCCAACCAAGUUAUCCAUCUCAACCAAGUUAUCCAUCACAACCAAGCCAUCCUGGACAAACACCAAGUGGAAAUGAAAGCCCAUCAUCUUCGAGCCCAAUUCCAGGAAGACCUGAAUCACCAUCAUCUCGACCACCUCAAAAUAAACCAGGGCCAUCGAAACCUGAAAAGCCGAUACAUUCAAAACCGGGACGACCCGGAAAACCGAAUAAGCCUGGAAAUGGUCAAGAUAAACCAAUUCAAGGCGUAAAACCUAGUCAAGGAAAACCACCCCAUGGACAUAGCAAACCAGGUAAACCAGGAUACCCAGAACAGACAACACAAAAACCGUCACAAACAUUACAACCAGAGUAUCCAGAAUAUCCAUCGUCACCGGAGCUGCCAAAGCCAAUCACACCAGAUGGACCGUCACAAGUACCAACGGGUGGAGCUUCUAAUCCACAACAACCUCAAUACCCAUCAGGCUCAGGCUCAGGCACAGGAAGUGGUUUCCCGGGUAGUCAAGGAUAUCCAGGGUCUUCAGGAAUUCCAGGAAGUGAAUCACAGCCAUCAACACCAAAACCACGUCCUCCACAACAAAAGCCUGAUCACCAUCAACCCGGCUCAUUCCCAUCUCAUGGUGGGUCUUCGUCUUCUUAUCCAUUGGGUCCAGGAAGUGGUUACCCUACUAGUCCAGGAUAUCCUGGAUCAGCAGGAGUCGGCUCUUAUCCAUCACAACCUAAACCACAGCCUCCUCAUUCUGGAUCAGCUCAUCCAUCCGGUGGAUCUAAUCAACCUCAACAACCACAGUAUCCUGGAUCUUCGGGAGGUGGCUCUUAUCCAUUACAACCUAAACCGCAACCUCCUCAUUCUGGAUCAACUCAUCCAUCCAGCGGAUCCAAUCAACCUCAACAACCGCAGUAUCCUGGAUCUUCGGGAGGUGGCUCUUAUCCAUCAAAACCUGAACCGCAACCUCCUCAAACUGGAUCACCUCAUCCAUCCGGCGGAUCCAAUCAACCUCAAGAACCUCAGUAUCCUGUAUCUGGCCCAGGAAAUGGUUACCCUACUAGUCCAGGAUAUCCUGGAACUGCAGGAGGUGGCUCUUAUCCAUCACAACCUAAGCCGCAGCCUCCUCAAACUGGAUCAACUCAUCCAUCCGGCGGAUCUAAUCAACCUCAACAACCGCAGUAUCCUGGAUCUGGCCCAGGAAGUGGUUACCCUACUAGUCCAGGAUAUCCUGGAUCUUCAGAAGGUGGCUCUUAUCCAUCACAACCUAAACCGCAGCCUCCUCAUUCUGGAUCAACCCAUCCAUCCGGUGGAUCCAAUCAACCUCAACAACCGCAGUAUCCUGGAUCUUCGGGAGGUGGCUCUUAUCCAUCAAAACCUAAACCGCAACCUCCUCAUUCUGGAUCAACUCAUCCAUCCGGCGGAUCUAAUCAACCUCAACAACCGCAGUAUCCUGGAUCUAGCCCAGGAAGUGGUUACCCUACUAGUCCAGGAUAUCCUGGAUCUGCAGGAGGUGGCUCUUAUCCAUCACAACCUAAACCACAGCCUCCUCAUUCUGGAUCAACUCUUCCAUCCGGCGGAUCCAAUCAACCUCAACAACCUCAGUAUCCUGGAUCUGGCUCAGGAAAUGGUUACCCUACUAGUCCAGAAUAUCCUGGAUCUGCAGGAGGUGGCUCUUAUCCAUCAAAACCUAAACCACAACCUCCUCAUACUGGAUCACCUCAUCCAUCCGGCGGAUCUAAUCAACCUCAACAACCGCAGUAUCCUGGAUCUAGCCCAGGAAGUGGUUACCCUACUAGUCCAGGAUAUCCUGGAUCUGCAGGAGGUGGCUCUUAUCCAUCACUACCUAAACCACAGCCUCCUCAUUCUGGAUCAACUCAUCCAUCCGGCGGAUCCAAUCAACCUCAACAACCUCAGUAUCCUGGAUCUGGCCCAGGAAAUGGUUACCCUACUAGUCCAGAAUAUCCUGGAUCUGCAGGAGGUGGCUCUUAUCCAUCACAACCUAAACCGCAGCCUCCCCAUUCUGGAUCUAAUCAACCUCAACAACCACAGCAUCCUGGAACUGGCCCAGGAAAUGGUUACCCUACUAGUCCAGGAUAUCCUGGAUCUGCAGGAGGUGGCUCUUAUCCAUCAAAACCUAAACCACAACCUCCUCAUACUGGAUCACCUCAUCCAUCCGGCGGAUCCAAUAAACCUCAACAACCUCAGUAUCCUGGAUCUGGCCCAGAAAAUGGUUACCCUACUAGUCCAGGAUAUCCUGGAUCUGCAGGAGGUGGCUCUUAUCCAUCACAACCUAAGCCGCAGCCUCCUCAUUCUGGAUCAACUCACCCAUCCGGUGGAUCUAAUCAACCUCAACAACCGCAGUAUCCUGGAUCUUCGGGAAGUGGCUCUUAUCCAUCAAAACCUAAACCGAAACCUCCUCAAACUGGAUUAGCUCAUCCAUCCGGCGAAUCCAAUCAACCUCAGCAACCGCAGUAUCCUGGAUCUGGCCCAGGAAAUGGUUACCCUACUAGUCCAGGAUACCCUGGAACUGCAGGAGGUGGCUCUUAUCCAUCACAACCUAAGCCGCAGCCUCCUCAAACUGGAUCAACUCAUCCAUCCGGCGGAUCUAAUCAACCUCAACAACCGCAGUAUCCUGGAUCUGGCCCAGGAAGUGGUUACCCUACUAGUCCAGGAUAUCCUGGAACUGCAGGAGGUGGCUCUUAUCCAUCAAAACCUAAACCGCAACCUCCUCAUUCUGGAUCAACUCAUCCAUCCGGCGGAUCCAAUCAACCUCAACAACCGCAGUAUCCUUCGGGCUCAGGAAGUGGUUUUCCUGGUAAUCAAGGAUAUCCAGAGUCUCCAGGAUCUCAACCAUCAACACCGAAACCACAUCCUCCGCAACAAAAGCCUGGUCACCCUCAACCCGGUUCAUUCCCAUCUCAAGGUGGAUCUUAUCCACAAACACCACUACUACCUCCGGAUUCACAGCCUGGUCAUGGAAAACCAACAGAAGAACAAAAACCGUCUACUCAACCAUUAUAUCCUCCAUUGGAACCAUCUUACCCUUCAGGACCAGAGUAUCCGUCAUCGCCAGAACUUCCAAUGCCUAUAUACCCCGAAAAACCAUCUUCAGGUUCAGGAUCUUCUUAUCCUCAACAACCUCAAUAUCCUGGAUCAUCUGGAGGAUCAUAUCCAUCAAAACCUAAGCCGAAACCCCCUCAACACAGGCCAGGUCAUCCUCAAGCUGGAUCAACUCAUCCGUCCGGUGGAUCUAAUCAACCUCAACAACCGCAGUAUCCUGGAUCUGGCCCAGAAAGUGGUUACCCUACUAGUCCAGGAUAUCCUGGAUCUGCAGGAGGUGGCUCUUAUCCAUCGCAACCUAAGCCGCAGCCUCCUCAUUCUGGAUCAACUCAUCCAUCCGGCGGAUCCAAUCAACCUCAACAACCGCAGUAUCCUGGAUCUUCGGGAGGUAGCUCUUAUCCAUCAAAACCUAAACCACAACCUCCUCAAACUGGAUCAUCUUAUCCAUCCGGCGGAACCAAUCAACAACCGCAGUAUCCUGUAAAUGGUUACCCUACUAAUCCAGGAUAUCCUGCAUCUUCAGGAGGUGGCUCUUAUCCUUCAAAACCUAAACCGCAGCCUCCUCAACAUAGACCUGGUCAUACUCAAACUGGAUCAGCUCAUCCAUCUGGCGGAUCUAAUCAACCUCAACAACCGCAGUACCCAUCGGGCUCAGGAAGUGGUUUCCCUAAUAAUCAAGGACAACCUGGAUCUUCAGGAUUUCCAGCAAGUGGAUCACAGCCAUCAACACCAAAACCUCGUCCUCCACAGCAAAAGCCAGGUCAUCCUCAACUCGGUUCAUUCCCAUCCCAAGGUGGUUCUUCGUCAUCUCAUCCAUCAGGCUCAGGAAGUGGAUAUCCUACUAAUCAAGGAUACCCCGCAUCUGUAGGAUAUCCAGGUUCACAGCCGUCAACACCAAACCCACGUCCUCCACAACAGAAGCCUUCUCCUGAGCAUGAAAAACCAAUGAAACCCGAAACUCCUUCAUAUCCUUCAUAUACCGGACAAUCUCAAAACGGAAAUUAUCCUGGAAAUCAAGGCUACCCCGGUAACCAAGGAUAUCCUGGUAGUGGAUCAUACCCAUCAACCUCCAAACCAGGUCGUCCACAUCAUAAACCAUCUCACGGCCAUGGAAAGCCUCCUCACGGACAAAGACCAACGACGACAUCUCCCCAACCAGGACAUCCAUCGACAUCAAAACCUGGUAGGCCUUCGAAACCAUCAACUUCACCUGGUCAAUCUACAGUCACUUCUGGAUAUCCUUCACACACUGGUACUGGUUCAACCACCCGUCCCCGACCACCGUCUUAUCCAAGUACAAGUACCACUUCACACGGUGGUCAAACACCAGUUCGUCCAACAAGACCAACUCCUCCCUCGUCAGGAUACCCUCCUGGUGGUACAAACUAUCCAGCAAGACCAGGCUCAUCUGAUUCAAAUCAACCGGUUUACCCUGGCACUAUCGACUCCGGUUAUCCAGGACCCUCUAAUACCGGUUCUGGAUACCCAUCAGUACCACAGCAACCUGAUAAUUUAUUACCUCCAUAUCCUGGAUAUCCAGAUCCCGAUGAUCCCAAUUAUCCUGGCUACCCUCCAGCUCCAACCGGUCCAGUAGGACCUACAGGUACGUUUCCGGGAGCACCUGGUAGUCCAGGCGGACCAGGAGGACCUGGUGGCCCAGGAGGACCUGGACUUGAAGGACCUGGUGGCCCAGGAGGGCCAGGAGGACCUGGAGGACCUGGAGGACCUGGAGGACCUGGACUUGAAGGACCAGAAGGCCCAGUUGGUGGAACAGGACCAGUAGGAGGAAUUGGAGGUGUUGGUGGUGUUGGAGGAACUGGACCAGCUGGGCCAGAUGGUCCAUGGCCUACGGGAGAUCCUGGUCCAGACGGUCCUUGGCCAGGAGAUCCAGCUUAUGACAAACAACCCCGUACCAACGAGAACUAUCAAAAUGCUUACGAUGAACAAGAACUUCCGAUUGAAUCAGAACUUGAGCUUGAAGAAAAAUCUUUAGAAUUUUCGUCUUUAAAGCAAGCUCCAGUCGAUCAAGGAUAUAACUAUGAAAAACCCAGAGAAUCUUUUCGAGACAAUUUUCAACCAGCUCCAUUUUCACUGACUGAAAAUUCACCUCAACCUGUUGAUGAUUCAAACGUCGAAAAUAUCGAACCACAAAAUGAAGAUCACCAAUUUGAGUCUGUACAACGUUCUAUGCCAUCAGAUGUAGCAGCUGACCAUCUACCGCAGAUAAACAGUCAACAACGAUCAUCUGAACGAAGAAACAAGGCGAGCUUACAAAAAUCCGGCCGCAGUGAAUUUCUGUCUGAAGAUCAAGUAUUAUCAUUGAAUCAAGACCCCGAAUUUGCAUAUCAAGUAUCAAAGUACAAUGAAAAGUUUCAAAGGCUAUCAGCAAAGGCUCGAAAUGACAAUAAUCUAGAUCUGCAAGUUCCCAAUGAUGAAGAGCCAAUGAUUGAUAUAGAAAAAUUAUCUAAUAAUAAUGAAAAAUCAAGAAUAGAAGACUCUGGUCCAGUUGAAAUAAAGCCUAUUUCUCUACCUGUUGGUCCAAAUCCUGAAAAGUGUCCUUGUUAUAUUGUUGAAUCGAAAAAUUCGACAAAUUUAGUCACGACAACGUCAGCGCCGGUUCUUGAUCAAUUUAAUUACACGCCUAUUACCGGACAAGUUGGAUUUAUUCCAGUAAUAUUUUUCCCGUAUUGUCCAGGCGAGGAAAGUAAAACAGAAAGUAUGACAAAAGCCAUGUUUCCCUCGGCAGCUUCGGUCCCCUAUCCUUGCAGUAUUUGCAGUGGUAAAGAAUCCGGAUUUAUCGGUGGAAAAAUUUUAGACCUAAGUCAACUCAGCAACAUCAAAGCCAUCAAACACGUUAUCUCUGAAGCGAAUUUCGGAUUGUUGAAUGUUCCGAUUAAUAAUAUCAGCAAACGUCACUCUAAUGCAUCGAGGCAAGAUAGACGGAGAGUAAACAGUUAUAAUUAAUUAGAAUACCGAAUCGAAUAUUAUUACUAGAACUAAUUAAUUAACAACAUCUAAUCAGAUAGCUGUCAAAAUUUAAAUUCAUGGAUUCACAUGGUUUGUAGACCGCUGAAAAGAUAUCAGCUACUGAACGUGGUUAAAUUAAUUGUCGGACUGACGAUUUGAUAUAACUGUAUUUAGAGCUAUAUCAGUAGUUUAAUCUUUCCCUCUCUACAGAGUACGGUCUCUGGUGUUUUAUCACUGAUUAUAUAUAUAU
Molecule: messenger RNA, 7396 nt
Organism: Cotesia glomerata
Lineage: Eukaryota; Metazoa; Arthropoda; Insecta; Hymenoptera; Braconidae
Product: collagen alpha-5(IV) chain-like
Exons: 9
Coding region: 190-7143 (2317 amino acids)
Source: RefSeq, a predicted model, not a curated record